Messenger RNA from Laccaria bicolor S238N-H82, 2934 nucleotides. RefSeq lists its product as uncharacterized. The annotation marks the transcript as partial. NCBI's taxonomy places the organism in Eukaryota, Fungi, Basidiomycota, Agaricomycetes, Agaricales, Hydnangiaceae. Gene Ontology annotation, cellular component: peroxisomal membrane; endoplasmic reticulum membrane. The record is from RefSeq and is a predicted model, not a curated record. Gene Ontology annotation, molecular function: hydroxymethylglutaryl-CoA reductase (NADPH) activity; protein binding. The transcript has 8 exons. Gene Ontology annotation, biological process: ergosterol biosynthetic process; coenzyme A metabolic process; isoprenoid biosynthetic process.
AUGAGGCACGGCAAAUGGGUUGCAUAUGCCGCGCGUGCUCUCGUCGUUCGUUUCUGGGACCUCGCAAAGAAAGCAGACUCCCUCGACAUCGUACUCAUCCUCGCAGGGUACAUCCUAAUGCACAUAACCUUUUACCUCCUCCUCACCCGCUCUCGCCGACUCGGUUCCUCCUUCUGGCUACCCCUCGCCAUCCUCUCUUCCGCCAUCCUAGCCCUCCUCAUCGCGCUCCCCAUCGCCAUGUACCUCCACAUCCCCAUCGACCCCGUCGCACUCACCGAAGCACUCCCCUUCCUCGUAUGUACAGUCGGCUUCGACAAGCCCCUCAGACUCGCAAGAGCCGUGUUUACCCACCCGCAUUUAACCUCGCCUAUGCCCUCGGGGUCGACGCUUUCGGCUCCGACGGUCGUUAACGGGACUGGGCAGCUCAAGCCUGCGCCGAAGAUUAUCACGGAGAGUUUGACGCUUGUGUAUCCGCCUAUUAUAAGGGAUUAUAUCCUGGAGAUUGCGGUGUUGGUUGUGGGCGCGAAUAGUAAAGUGGGUGGGUUGAGGGAGGUGUGUGCGCUUGCUGCGUUGAUUUUGGGUGUGGAUUGUUUGCUUUUGUGCACGUAUUUGGCGGCGAUUUUGGGUGUUAUGAUUGAGGUCAGGCGAAUCAAGACAGUGAGUCAAGCCAUGACCCGCUCGCGAUCCAGCUCUGUCUCGUCUUCCUCCGGCAAACCUAGCGCGAUGGUCCGUCCUGCUCCCCUUGCGACGCCUCCGACGUUGAGGCACAAGAUCUCCUCUGCUCUGCUGGGCGAAAAGGGGUCCAGUAAACAGGAGAACCCGGCUGCGAGGCUCAAGUUGCUUUUGAUCGCUUCGUUCUUGACACUGCAUAUCUUGAACCUCAUCACUCCUUUGACGCCAUCGAGGACGACCACGCAUCCUACACCACCGCACGUUGCGGGUGUCAACGUUCGAAAGGUGGACAUCACUGCUUCUGGGAUACGUUCCGUCCUGCAAUCUUUAGUCGAUGCCUCGUCUAUCCCACCCCCAAUCUACAUCCGCGUCUUACCACCCGCCUACCUUCUCCCUGCUCGCAUUGGUCUCUUGGAAGGCGAGCACCUCACCGGACGCGGGUCCACGGGCGAAUGGCUCGAGUCGUUCAUGUCGUCUUGGACUAGACUCGUAGGCGACCCCAUAUUGAGCAAGUGGAUCGUGGUGGUUCUGGCGAUCAGUAUAAGUCUGAACGGGUACCUGUUGAAAGGAAUUGCGCUUGGUGUGGGUGUUAGAGCCUUUGGUGUUGUUGGAAGGAGUGGGGUUGUGAAAGGGGGUGUUAGGUUUGAUGAGGAUGAGGAGGUUCAACAACAACCGACUGCUGUUGUUGUUACGAAGCUGGCUCCUGCGUCGCCUACUAGGGGUCCUACCUCGCCUGCUCCUGCUCCAUCGUCCGUUGCUACAUUCACGCUGGAAGACGUUGAUCGUAAGCUGAAAGCUACCAAACGGCUCAGCUCCACCUCUACCAAGCCAUCAGCAACUCAACCUCUAUCCCCAUCUGACUCUGACCCGUCUUCGUCGUCCUCGGAGAACGAGGGCCCACAGGAAGCGAAACCUGACGUGGUACGGUCCCUGGAAGAAUGUGUGGAUAUCUUUGAGAAUGGGCCAAGGCCACAGAGUGUUGCGCUGAGUAUGCUGAAUGAUGAGGAGGUGGUACUGCUUGCGCAGCAUGGGAAGAUCGCGGCGUAUGCUCUAGAGAAGGUGCUGGGUAUGGAUGAGCUGGAGAGGGCUGUGAGGAUACGGAGGGCGUUGAUCUCUCGCGCAUCGUUGACGCAGACAUUGGAAACUUCGGAUAUCCCUAUGGCGAACUACGACUACUCUCGUGUGCUUGGUGCGUGCUGCGAAAACGUUGUUGGAUAUAUCCCUAUCCCUCUUGGUAUUGCUGGCCCGCUUAACGUCGAUGGGACAUUGUACCCCAUACCCAUGGCCACGGCCGAAGGCACCCUCGUCGCGUCUACUUCUCGGGGCUGUAAGGCUCUCAAUGCUGGUGGAGGUGUGACGACCGUCGUCGUUCAGGACGCCAUGACCCGCGGACCGGCCAUUGAUUUCCCGAAUAUCGUUAUGGCUUCUGAAGCCAAGGCGUGGAUUGCUUCAGAGGAGGGUUAUAACGCGAUCAAGACGGCGUUUGAGAGUACCUCACGAUUCGCGAAGCUGAAGAGCUUGAAGACGGCUAUGGCUGGGCGGACGUUGUUCGUACGGUUCGCGACGGCUACUGGGGACGCUAUGGGCAUGAACAUGAUCUCAAAGGGUACGGAGAAGGGGCUGGAGGUGAUGCAGAAACACUUUCCUGAGAUGGUUGUUCUUGCCCUGUCGGGCAAUUAUUGCACGGACAAGAAGCCGGCUGCGAUUAAUUGGAUUGAGGGGAGGGGGAAGAGCGUUGUUGCUGAGGCUGUUAUUCCUGGCAAGGUUGUGAAGACGGUGUUGAAGACGACGGUGGAGGCGUUGUGUAAUUUGAACACGAAGAAGAACCUUGUGGGGAGCGCGAUGGCUGGGUCGAUUGGAGGCUUUAAUGCGCAUGCUGCGAAUAUUCUUACUGCGAUGUUUUUGGCUACUGGACAGGACCCUGCGCAGAAUGUGGAGAGUUCGAAUUGUAUGACGUUGAUGGAGCCGGUUAACAAAGGCGAAGACUUGCUCAUGACGAUUACGAUGCCUUCCAUCGAAGUCGGGACUGUUGGUGGUGGAACUGUAUUAGCACCACAACAGGGUGUACUGGCACUUCUCGGCAUGAAAGGCGCCCACCCCACGGCACCUGGUCAAAAUGCACAAGCACUCGCUCGGCUCAUCGCUGCUGCCGUUAUGGCUGGGGAACUGUCCCUGCUCAGCGCCCUCGCUGCAGGCCAUCUCAUCCGUGCACAUAUGGCGCAUAACAGGUCACAGACGAACACACCUGCGCCUUCGUUGCCU